This is a messenger RNA of Bactrocera oleae (olive fruit fly), 2179 nucleotides long. Its product is annotated as calcyclin-binding protein. Gene Ontology annotation, molecular function: tubulin binding; S100 protein binding; ubiquitin protein ligase binding. Gene Ontology annotation, biological process: heart development. Gene Ontology annotation, cellular component: nucleus. Lineage: Eukaryota; Metazoa; Arthropoda; Insecta; Diptera; Tephritidae. The record is from RefSeq and is a predicted model, not a curated record.
GUCAGCCUGCCUAUGUGUGUGUGUAAGUGUUGCUGCGCUGAAAAACACUUUCCGUUUCCGCAAAUGUUUGAAUUAACAAAAAAAUCUUUGCAAAUUUUUGCAAGAAAUAUUUCACUUAAUUUGAACACUAUUCGCACGCAUACAAUUUCUUGAGAUUAAUUUUAAAAUUGUGUAGCGUUUUAUUUUGCGUACUUCACACAGAGUGAUCACUGCCAAAUCCACUUGAGAAAUCACAACGAAAUCAAUUUGCAAGGCAGUUUUAUAAAACUCCUUAAGCCGUCUUGAAAUCAAACUUUAUUUAAAACACCAAACGAAACGACAAGGCAGGCGCAAAACUUAAAUGCAAAACACCGCAAACGGAGACGAAGACGGAAACCUCGCGACGCACUAUCACGUUUAACAAUCGCGACGACGAGCGCAUUUGUUAUAUUCAAACGCAAAUUCAAAGAUCAACAUGAGGCCGCGUCGCUGCUGCGGCAAGUCUAGGCAGACUGCAAUGUUGCCGGCGCACAUAAAAAUCCCCGAUGCAGAUAAGAGAGGGUAAUCUCAAUUGAGGUAUAAUGGGUAGUGGGUAUUUUCUUAAACUGAAUGUGUACGUCCACAUUUAUAAUUAAAUACUAAAACAUAUACUAAAACAGUUAAUAUAAGUUGUUUUGUACGCGAAAAGUGCUAUCAAAUAUUGUAUAAGAAUUUGAUUAACAUAUACAAUUAGCUACUUAUGGCAGCAUUAAACAACAGCUGUUCGCAUGUAUAUUUUACCACUGCCUUCCAAAUGUUUAUUUUCCAAAAUUUUUGUUUGUGCUUUAUCAGUGUUUUAUUUAUUUUUUAACUUCUUCUACUUUAUUGCCAUAUUUAAAAGCUACAUGAUAUCAACCACGCAAAACCCUGUGAGGAUUCCUCAAAGAUUUUGCAAUCAAAAUUAUUAUGAAAUCAAAUUAAAUCUUUUUUUAAACAAAUGAGUACUUCUUGAAUAUCACAUAUGCCUAAGCGAUGCUGAAUAUAGUUACAACACGUAAUAUAUUAUAAUAUAAUGUAGUUUUCUUAUAGCAUAACUCCUUUCCUUAGAAAAGUUAUCGAUAUGUAGUGAAAACAUUUCCUAAAUUUCUUGCGAACAAUGUUGAGCAAAGUGGCAAACCUAAACAUACAGUUUCAAUAGCACCGUGAGCAUUGAGUUGCUUUUGGUUACCCUAUUUCAAGUUCACACGUUCGGCAUUAUCGAAAAGAGUGGUUAAAAUCGGGAUAUCUAUUGCAAGAGUCUAAUUACAACUUUAAAAUUCUAUUGCUACCGUUAUAAAAUUGUAAUAAAUUAACUUUAAAAAUGUCUUUCGAAGAGUUGCUACAAGACGCAGGUGAGUUAAGUAGAUUCCUUGGCGAGGCUACACGUCCAAGAGUGCGAAAUACUUUGUUACAAGCAAAAGCGGAGGUUGAGAAGGAAAUUGUGAAUUUAGAAAUGAAACAACGAAUUGCAGCAGAAAAAAAGGCAGUCGGAGCAACGCCAAAAAGGUAUUUGGUGGAAUUGAAUGAGUAUGCAUGGGAUCAAAGUGACAAGUUUGUAAAGUUGUUCGUCACGUUGGAAGGUGUCCAAAACAUUGACGAAUCGAACGUUGUCGCCACCUUCAAUGAAAAUUCAAUGGUUUUGCAUGUUAGCGAUCUGAAUGGCAAAGAUUACGGAUUGACUAUCAAUAACUUGCUCGACAGCAUCAAUGUGGAGAAGAGCUAUCGCAAAGUGAAACAAGGCAUGGUGGCCAUUUAUAUGAAGAAAAACAAUGAAGGCAAGCACUGGGAUCACUUAACUACCAUACAAAAGCGUCUGAAGCAGAAAUUAGAUGAUGAAUUUAAGAACUCUGAUGAUGCCAACCCGGAAAAUGCGCUCGUAAAUAUAAUGAAGAAGAUGUACAACAGCGGAGAUUCGAAAACUAAACAAAUGAUUGCUAAAGCGUGGACUGAAGGCCAACAAAAAGCACACCUUGGGCAAGAGCCUGAAAUGUAGUUUGAAAAGUUCAAAAAAUGUUUACACUACACAUACAAUUUUUGUUUCUUAUUAAGCAGUUCAUAGUUACUUCGAAUACGAAACAAUACAUUCUAAUUUGCGAUAUUUUGUAGAGCAUACUGGUAUACAGAUAUUUAUUUUUUUGUAAUAUUUUAAGUGAUAAUAGAAACAGAUAUUCCAAGAAUAAAA